AUGCUGCUAAUUGGCACGCAUCUAGCGUGGAACUAUGUGGUACUGAUACUGCUUUAUAGCAUCAAUUCAAGUUUUGCGCCACCAACUCAGCAUGUUUUAGAAAAAAGUGAAGUGGCACCCAGCAAACUUAACAUGAAACUGAAAGAUGCAUAUGAAGCUCUCGUAAGCUUCUUCAGGCCAGUGACAUGCCGUCACAAAGAUGAACAAACCUUAAUUCCUUGUCGUGUAGGAGAGGGCCUUAACACAACUGAAUGCUUGGAAAAUAAAUGUUGUCCUUCCAAAACCAGCCAUGAACUGAAAUGUUACAUGCCGUUUAAAGACAAUAUGCAACUGACAUUUCGACUGCUUGUCCUUGUGGCAGGAGGAUUUUUGAUUUUGGGGUGUCUACCAUUCUGUUUCUGUGCUUUUUUGCAGAGAAGUCAAUGUGUCAAUCCUUUACGAAAGGCAAACAAAAAAGUAGAGCAAAUUGUGUGGAAGAAAAGAGCACAUGGUGAAGACACUUAUGGCCUUUUACUGGAUUGA
Messenger RNA from Gymnogyps californianus (California condor), 522 nucleotides. It is a transcript of the gene FMR1NB, whose product is annotated as FMR1 neighbor. The transcript is spliced from 5 exons. Lineage: Eukaryota; Metazoa; Chordata; Aves; Accipitriformes; Cathartidae. The record is from RefSeq and is a predicted model, not a curated record. Bases 1 to 522 code for a protein of 173 amino acids.